GGCGGAUCUGCAAUAUCUCCAAGCGGAGAGAAUCACUUCGACGAUAAAUAUCUUCCGACGGUCGACCAAAUUCGUGGUGGUUGUAAUGGAUGCUAAUAGAGCUAGUAAAAGUUGUCGAUGGACAAACGAUAGGCACCUUCAUUUUUUGAAAUCUGUAGAGGCUACGUUCGUUCGAACAGUACUAGAGGACGGCGGUGGUGGCGGUCGUCUUCUUCGGAUGGAUCGGUACUUGCCGGAUAGUUGCGAAUCGACUUUAGACUCGAAGACGACGAGUUGUAUGAAGCGAAGAAAAAGGCAUUUUCCGUCAGAUAAUUUGGAAACGAGCAUAAGAGUCAGAAGAUUACGCCUCCAUCCAUUCUAUCCUUCAUCUCAAGACGAUCAGGUAGUUCCAGAGAUAAAACCGGCAAACAUUAAUGAUAAAAAGUGGAGCAAUUCGUCAUCGUCAUCCUCUUAAAAAGCAUGCAUGCAUCAUUCAAUUCACCGAUGGAGAUGAGAUUUUGUUUUUGAUGUAAUGUAGGCAACAACGAGUUGCUGCUAAUUGUUUGGAUAUUUAAAUUACUUAUUAAUUAAUUAAUUAAUUAAUCCAUUGA
Cynara cardunculus var. scolymus (artichoke) is the source of this 590-nucleotide messenger RNA. RefSeq lists its product as uncharacterized. Lineage: Eukaryota; Viridiplantae; Streptophyta; Magnoliopsida; Asterales; Asteraceae. The record is from RefSeq and is a predicted model, not a curated record. The transcript has 3 exons. Bases 86 to 454 code for a protein of 122 amino acids.